Herpailurus yagouaroundi (jaguarundi) is the source of this 2479-nucleotide messenger RNA. RefSeq names its product glycine receptor alpha 1 (gene GLRA1). Gene Ontology annotation, molecular function: extracellularly glycine-gated chloride channel activity; glycine binding; transmitter-gated monoatomic ion channel activity. NCBI's taxonomy places the organism in Eukaryota, Metazoa, Chordata, Mammalia, Carnivora, Felidae. Gene Ontology annotation, cellular component: plasma membrane; postsynaptic membrane. The transcript has 9 exons. The record is from RefSeq and is a predicted model, not a curated record. Bases 902 to 2275 code for a protein of 457 amino acids. Gene Ontology annotation, biological process: chloride transport; monoatomic ion transmembrane transport.
CUUCGCCCGCCCCCCUCCCAGCUCGCAUGCCGCCAGUUUGUUAAAUUAAUGCAGUAAGAAAGUCUGAAGAUCUGAGGGAGUCCUGGCCAAAGGAAGAUGGGCGAGCUCAGAAAAUCGAGAUUCAUCUGAAGCCCUGGGCUCCUCAGCCCCGCGGGGUCGCCAUGGACCCUGACAGCCCCUGAAACUUGCCCUGAGCUCUCUCAUGCCUGCAGCCCUAAGCAAUGGGACACCCUUCCUGCAGCGAUCAUAACUUAUUCGGCGGGGACCAGAGAACAGGGAUCGCAAGGCGACAACAGACUCGCACGCAGGCAGGGAAACGAGAUUCCGGGACUCGGUCGCGAUGCGCCAGCCUGGCACAUUCUCCGGAAUUUAACUGAAGGCAGCACCGUCAAUCGCUUCCCCUGGCCCCUAGCCCCCUCAGGCCAGCCCAGGGGCAUAAAGCCCUGCUCUCUCUACCCAAGAUGCUCGCCCAAUCUAACGGUCGGAGGCCAGCGCUCUGAUCGCCACAGAAGAUUUUUUUCCCUUGCAUGGAGCUGGCCGUUUAAACAGAAAAACAGGGGUAAAAAAGAAUAUAUACCCACCCCCAAACGUGCCUCCCCAGCGCCGCAGGGAGCCAACAGACAAGCUGGAGUUUAACAAACAGCAAUACUCUUCGCGCUCCUGAAAAGCAGGGCUGGACGCUCUCCGUGGUGCUGAAACGCUUCACGGCUGCCUCUGUCCGUGGUACCUACAGCCCCCUCGUUCCAAUUUCCCCUGGGGCUCUCCCUCCGCGCCCCUGUUCUCCACCUCCCCUUAGCAUCUGGAUUAUUUUUUCAAUAGCGCUCGCUGGUUUUGUAAGUGCCAAUUUGAAACAUUUUUUACCCUCAUAACUCGUGGACUACAAAGCACAAGGACCUGAAAAAUGUACAGCUUCAAUACUCUUCGACUCUACCUUUGGGAGACCAUUGUAUUCUUCAGCCUUGCUGCUUCGAAGGAGGCUGACGCUGCCCGCUCCGCGCCCAAGCCUAUGUCACCCUCGGAUUUCCUGGAUAAGCUCAUGGGGAGAACCUCUGGAUACGAUGCCAGGAUCAGGCCCAACUUCAAAGGUCCCCCGGUGAAUGUGAGCUGCAACAUUUUCAUCAACAGCUUCGGCUCCAUUGCUGAGACAACCAUGGACUAUAGGGUCAACAUCUUCCUGCGGCAGCAGUGGAACGACCCCCGGCUGGCCUACAAUGAGUACCCGGAUGACUCUCUGGACCUGGACCCAUCCAUGUUGGAUUCCAUCUGGAAACCCGACCUGUUCUUCGCCAACGAGAAGGGGGCCCACUUCCACGAGAUUACCACAGACAACAAACUGCUGAGGAUCUCCCGGAACGGAAAUGUCCUCUAUAGCAUCAGAAUCACCCUGACACUGGCCUGCCCCAUGGACUUAAAGAAUUUCCCCAUGGACGUCCAGACGUGUAUCAUGCAACUGGAAAGCUUUGGCUAUACCAUGAAUGACCUGAUCUUCGAGUGGCAGGAGCAGGGAGCUGUGCAGGUGGCAGAUGGACUAACUCUACCCCAGUUUAUCCUGAAAGAAGAGAAGGACUUGAGAUAUUGCACGAAGCAUUACAACACAGGGAAAUUCACCUGCAUUGAGGCCCGAUUCCACCUGGAGCGACAGAUGGGCUACUACCUGAUCCAGAUGUACAUUCCCAGCCUGCUCAUUGUCAUCCUUUCAUGGAUAUCCUUCUGGAUCAACAUGGAUGCCGCGCCAGCCCGUGUGGGCCUGGGCAUCACCACUGUGCUCACCAUGACCACCCAGAGCUCUGGCUCCCGAGCAUCCCUGCCCAAGGUGUCCUAUGUGAAAGCCAUUGACAUUUGGAUGGCGGUGUGCCUGCUCUUCGUGUUCUCAGCCCUGCUUGAGUAUGCCGCUGUCAACUUUGUGUCUCGGCAGCACAAAGAGCUGCUCCGAUUCAGGAGGAAGCGAAGACAUCACAAGAGCCCCAUGCUGAAUCUGUUCCAGGAGGAUGAGGCCGGAGAAGGCCGCUUCAACUUCUCUGCUUAUGGGAUGGGCCCAGCCUGUCUGCAGGCCAAGGAUGGCAUCUCAGUCAAAGGCGCCAAUAACAACAAUACCACCAACCCCCCUCCCGCACCGUCUAAGUCCCCAGAGGAGAUGCGAAAACUCUUCAUCCAGAGGGCCAAGAAGAUUGACAAAAUAUCCCGCAUUGGCUUCCCCAUGGCCUUCCUCAUCUUCAACAUGUUCUACUGGAUCAUCUACAAGAUUGUCCGCAGGGAGGACGUCCACAACCAGUGACGGGUCUGGGAUGGGGCGGGAGUGGGGGAGGCUGGGAGAGGGCAGAAUGGAAAUAGCACAGGAAUCUGAGAGCCUAAGGAAGAGAAGGGGAAGAGAGGGAGGGGGCACACAUACACAACUCCCUCUUUCUCUGAAAAAUGUGCAAUAGCAAAAUGCAGUGAUGCAUGAAUCUUAGAAUGUGGCACUAUCUAUUUAACCUCGGGU